UGUCUCUUCACAGCACCCCUCAAUUUCUCCCGCAACGUCUCUCGAGUCCCCUUCUCCUAUCGAUAUAUACAUUUCAUCAGCAAGCCCAAGUACUAAUAACACCGAAGUUCCAUGGCAUCUCUGGGCUCGACAGAACAUCUGCCUCUAUGAUCAUGAGCGACAAUGCCGUCUCCGCCUCGGCUAAAGGAGCCUCCUUCCUCAUCCUCCUCCAGAUCGGCUCCCGCGCUCUCACUUUCGCCUUGAAUCAAAUCCUCCUCCGUUUCCUGUCUCCAGAGCUUUUGGGCGUCAAUGUACAGCUAGAGUUAUAUUGUAUCUCCGUCCUCUACUUUUCUCGCGAAAGCAUUCGUGUGGCUUUGCAAAGACGAGCAGAUGGCACUCAAGCUGUUAUUAAUAUGUCCUAUCUCGCCAUUGCUUGCGGAAUACCCAUCAGCUAUGCACUCGCAGAACUCUACCUCCAGACUGAGGUACCUAAAGUGCCGUUUUUGGUGCACAGUUUACGGGUCUAUGGAGUUGCUGCUAUGGUGGAAUUGUUUGCUGAGCCGAGCUUUGUGGCAGCGCAGCAGAAGAUGCUGUAUAAAGUGAGAGCGACUGCUGAAGCUGUUGCCACAGUGAUGAAGACGUUUGUUACUGUUGGAAUGGUGGUUUGGGCAAGUCGACAGCAUACAGAUCUCGGUGUGUUGCCUUUUGCGGUCGGGCAGUUGGCCUAUGCUGGGUCACUGUUUGUGGUGUACACUGCGAGACUUGUCCUUGUAGCAAAGUCCGAGGGGUUCUCGUUACUUCUUCGCAGUAUCAAGAGUAAAACCGAAAAGUUCCUGUUCUCGCUGUUCUCGCAACCAUUACUCAAUCUCUCAUUGAGUCUGACCAUUCAAUCCAGCAUCAAAUACGUGCUCACUCAAGGAGAUUCUCUUCUCAUCGCCUCUCUGGCUUCUCUCCAAGACCAAGGAGCCUACGCACUUUCCUCAAACUACGGUGGUUUAAUCGCCCGCAUGCUCUUCCAACCCAUCGAAGAAGCCUCACGAAACCUCUUUGCCAAACUCUGCGCUCCCACUGCCACUAAGCCCCCAAGUCCGAAACAGCAACAAGACUCCAUCACUGGCAUAAAACAAGCAAAUGCAACACUCACUUUGAUCUUGAAAGCAUACUCCCUCAUCUCCCUGAUUGCUUUUGCCGCCGGUCCCACAGUAGCGCCCGUCCUUCUCUCUCUGGUUGCAGGAAGUCGUUGGGCACAUACCGGGGCUGGAGAAGUGUUGGCCUGUUAUUGCUACUACAUCCCUCUUCUCGCAUUGAACGGCGUCUCUGAAGCCUUUGUGGCCGCUGUAGCGGAUAACAAACAACUCUACACUCAAUCCAUCUGGAUGGGCGGUUUCUUUGCCGCAUUCGCCGGCUCUGCGUAUUUGUUCCUCAGGGUCUUGGAAAUGGGGGCAAAAGGAUUGGUAUGGGCUAAUUGCGUGAAUAUGGGGUGUAGAAUUUUGUUUAAUUUGGCCUUUGUAAAAGAAUUCUUUGCAAAGAGGGGAGAGGCUUUCGAGGUCACAAAGAUCUUGCCUUCGGGUUUCAGUAUUGCGAUUGCUGCUGUGGUACCUAGUAUCUUUAAAGCCACUACUGGAGUCCUAUCACGAUAUGGUGUAAUCGGUGAGCUUGCUAGGAUUGCUGCUAUAAGUGGUGUAUUUGUCAUCGCAUUAGCGAUAGCAGAGCGUCGCUUUAUCAUGCACGUAUAUAGACAAAUCAGACCAUAAAAAGGUAUAUAUAGAGACAUGAUGGGCUGGGAAUCAUGCUUUUAUUUUGGGAAAGGCUAACUCACCUGAUUGAAUGCACAAUCAUCUUACACACCCUUGGUGCCCUUGAAAAAAUGCACG
Messenger RNA from Aureobasidium subglaciale EXF-2481, 1853 nucleotides. RefSeq lists its product as uncharacterized. Gene Ontology annotation, cellular component: endoplasmic reticulum membrane. Gene Ontology annotation, biological process: glycolipid translocation; dolichol-linked oligosaccharide biosynthetic process. The record is from RefSeq and is a predicted model, not a curated record. Lineage: Eukaryota; Fungi; Ascomycota; Dothideomycetes; Dothideales; Saccotheciaceae. The transcript has 3 exons. Bases 147 to 1733 code for a protein of 528 amino acids.